Molecule: messenger RNA, 2099 nt
Organism: Morchella sextelata
Lineage: Eukaryota; Fungi; Ascomycota; Pezizomycetes; Pezizales; Morchellaceae
Exons: 2
Source: RefSeq, a predicted model, not a curated record
AUGUCCGCCCUCUCAGCUCCGGAUGCGCCCCUGCAGAUUGAAUGGCAGCCGGUGCCCCUCCAGCUUGAUGCCACUGGGCAGACACAGCUUGUCAAGAAGCCCAGGACCGCUUUACAGACCUACAUCCCCGGUUGCGAGCCUGCUUGGCAGGAUACCGACGAGAUUUCCGUCCAGCAAUUCUUCACAGAGCUUCAGACCUACCUCCAGCACAGCCUGCAGAAUCAGUUGACCCGGGGCAGUCAGGCCCUACUCAUUGUACAAGAGCGCCAGGCAGCACAGAAUGCUCUGAUGGCGGAAGCUCUUGAGUACAUGAGAAUGGAGGUCAACUCUGUUCAGGAAGAACUCCGGAAGUAUGUGGAGAAAGAUGAGCUGAAUGCCGAUGCCAUGGAGAUUGAGUGGACAAACCCGGCUACUCCACCGGACUUUGUGGCCGAGAUACAGAAAGCCCUUGAUGAAGGAAGACUGGUGGUGGCCAGACCAGCAACUCCGGCACCAAAUCCAGUCUCCAGGUCCUCUUCCAGAGCAGCUACCAGGACAAUGCAGCGGAAGGCCAGCCCCUUUGCAGCAUUUCCGGUCAGAUCCACUAGGAGAGUUAUUCCUAUUGUGCAGCCAGCGGUGGGAGCUUCACCCUUACCACCUAGCCGCUUCGGUGGGGUACACCCACUCCUUGGAGGAACUGACCGAUCCUUUGACUAUGAAGGAGAGUUCUUCUCAGGUGCAGGCCGAGGACCUCCCAGUCCACUAGCCAGGAACCCGGGAAGGUUCACCAUGUCUGGGGCCGCUCAACCAGCAGCAACCUCACCUUUGGCCAGCAAUCCGGCACCAGUAGCACCUGUGGCCCCUCCUGCUGCGGCCGCCGCUCCCCCUCCAGCUCAGGCACAGGGAGGAAGUGGUGGAAAUCAGAACCCUCCACCCCCAGCAGCCCGCGCUCCCGCUCCAGGAGAUCCAGACAGUUCAGACUCGGAACCAGAAGGUGGUGAUAGGAGAGGAUGGCGGAGAUAUCUUAAGAAGAAGUUGGAGAAGCAACAGAAGGACUUGUUUGCUAUUAUGUCCCAGCAGUAUCAACCUCCGGCCACCUCCCACCCUUCUACUUCCACUAGGGCCAGAGAACCAAAGGCACCACCACCUUCCAAAUUCCAGGGCAAAGCGGAGCAAGUGGAGACCUUCAUCCGGCAAUGUGAGAAUGUGUUCUCCAUUGAGAGCCUGUCAUUUACCUCUGAGGAGGUUAAGAUCCGAUAUGCAGGCAACUUGAUGGAAGGUGAGGCAGCGAUCCGAUGGUAUGAGGCAUACCACAAUUCAAUUGAUCAAGCCUCCGCCAACCGCCUUGCUGGGAUGCCGGUGCAGUUGGAUCAGAGAUGGAAGCGCUGGGAUUCCUUUGUGGAUGCUUUUAGAGCUGCCUUCGGUGAAGCCAUCUCUAGAGAUGAUGCUGUAGCCCAAUGGAAUACCCUCGCUCACACAGCUCGAGGAGGAAUAGACCUCUUCCUGAAUACUAUCAUUCAGCUGAUGUGGAAGACUGGCUAUGAGGGUCAGUUGGUGGAUGAUAAGAUUCAUAAUUCCCUCCUCCCAGACCUAGGCAUGAGUUGGGCUCUUUUUAAUCCCAAGCCAAAGUCCUUGAUGGAGCGGAUAGCUGCUCUAAGAGAGUUAGGGCACACCCAUGAGAGGUACCAAGGGAUGGCAGCUGAGAAAGCGCACCCUCGGACCAAGAAAGAUCCUCCCGCUCAGAAGGACCAGCAGCCUAAGAGGAAAAGAGAAGCUGCGAGCUCCUCUGGACCUCAGAAGACUCCUGGACCUAAGGACAAAGCGGUGGAACUGAAGGGUAUCCCGGGGGAUAUUCUAGAAGAAAGAAGGAAAGCAGAAGUAUGCUUGAAGUGCGGCAAGUCCAGACACAAAUGGACCGAUUGUUGGUCCAAGGAACCUACUGUUGUUCGAGUAGCAGCAGUGAGGGUACAAAAGCGGAAAAGAGGGAAUGGCAAGUCCAACUCUCAGAAGAAGGCUAAAGUGGCUGCUGUAGUAGCAGAGGAUCCACUUAUUGUACUCCCGGAGGUUACGGAAGAUUUUGUUUUGCAGCCUGAGCAAGACUCGGACAAUGAAAUCCUCUG